Branchiostoma floridae (Florida lancelet) is the source of this 3172-nucleotide messenger RNA. RefSeq names its product kinesin-like protein KIF6. The transcript is spliced from 24 exons. Gene Ontology annotation, biological process: microtubule-based movement. Bases 165 to 2780 code for a protein of 871 amino acids. Lineage: Eukaryota; Metazoa; Chordata; Leptocardii; Amphioxiformes; Branchiostomatidae. The record is from RefSeq and is a predicted model, not a curated record. Gene Ontology annotation, molecular function: ATP binding; microtubule binding; microtubule motor activity.
GCGUAAUGCUGCAUUCCAGACAAGAUGGCGGACCACUUGAAAAAUGUUUGGAGAUUCGUGUAAACAUUCUCGUUGUUUACGUUGAUUUUGACCGACUAUAAAGGAUCUGUCAGUCCGGACUACUUAUGAGCAAUCUGCAGAUUGUGUAGAGGGCAUCCAUCAGCAUGGUGAAACAGACGAUCAAGAUCUUUUGCCGUGUGAAGCCCACAAAAGGCAAGACCGGGCUGUAUGAAGUAGAUGAAGACGAUUCAGGUUUACCCAAACUGAGCUUCUUUGUGCCGAAGGACCAGUCUCAGAUCGUCAACAACACCAAGGAAGAAUAUAACUUCAGGUUCCAGCGAGUGUUUGAGCAGCAAACCAAACAAGAGGAGGUUUUUGAGCACGUUGCACAGCCUGUCAUCGACAAUGCUAUAUCCGGCUAUAACGGCACCAUCUUCGCAUAUGGACAGACCGGCAGUGGAAAAACCUUCACCAUCACGGGAGGCGCGGAGAGAUAUGCAGACAGAGGAAUCAUUCCGCGGACACUCUCGUAUCUGUUCGAGUACUAUGAAAAGCACCCAGAGUUCACCUACACGACCCACGUGUCGUACCUGGAGAUCUACAAUGAGAACGGCUACGACCUGCUGGACCCCAAACACGAGGCUGCUAAGCUGGAGGACCUGCCGAAGGUAUCCCUGAUGGAAGACACUGACCAGAACAUCCACCUGAAGAACCUGUCUGUUCACCAGGCCAUGAACGAGGAGGAGGCGCUCAACCUGCUCUUCCUGGGAGACACCAACAGGAUGAUCGCUGAGACUCCGAUGAACCAAGCGUCGACGCGGUCCCACUGUAUCUUCACUAUCCACCUGACGGCGCGGGAGCCCGGCUCCGCAACCAUCCGCCGAUCCAAACUGCACCUGGUGGACUUGGCAGGGUCUGAGAGAGUAGGUAAGACGGGCGUCGGAGGAACUCUUCUGGCAGAGGCCAAGUACAUCAACCUGUCACUGCACUAUCUUGAGCAGGUGAUCGUGGCGUUGUCGGAGAAGUCUCGGUCCCACAUACCGUACCGGAACUCCAUGAUGACCUCCGUGCUGCGGGACAGCCUCGGCGGGAACUGCAUGACCACCAUGAUCGCGACCUGCUCUGUCGAGAAGAAGAACGUAGAUGAGUCCAUCUCGACCUGCAGAUUUGCCCAGAGAGUUGCUCUCAUCAAGAACGAUGCUCUGCUCAACGAGGAGGUGGAUCCUAAACUGAUGGUUCUGAGACUGAAGAAGGAGAUCGUGGAGCUGAAGGACCAGUUGUCGCUGGCAACGGGGGAACAGCCGACGGACGAGCUUUCUGGGGAGGAGACAGACAGACUAAACCAGAUGGUGCGUGGGUACGUGGAGGACACAGACCCAGAUGCCACACUGCCCGUCGGAGCUGACAUGAGGAAAAUCAACGAAUGUUUCAGAAUAUUUAAAAGACUGGUUCUGGAGAGGCAUGCUGGGAAGCACGGAGGCGUGAGUAACGGAGCUGUGGAGGAGGAGGAGGAACCGUCCGUCAGUGAGGACAGCGGGCUCGGCAGCGCACCCUCCACGGCAGGGUCAGCCGAGGUCAAGAAACUCAAGGACCUGCUGCAACAGCGAGACAACGAGAUCAACAUCCUGGUGAACAUGCUGAAGAAGGAGAAGAAGCGGGCGCAGGACGCGGCGCUGAUGCUCGAGGAGCGGGGCAUACCAUUCAGCACGGGGGAGGGGACGCAGCCCAACGGGCCGGGCAGACCGCCCUCCUCCAGGAGCAAGCACAGAAACAGGGAGGAAAGGUCCAGAGAGAGUGUGAGCGUCAGCAGAAGUCUCAGCCAGCCAGAUUCAAGGGAAAAGGAGACCACGCCUCCGUACUCACAGAGCACGACUGUACGACUCAGGAAAAUAGGAGGGGAGAUGUCCGUGGGCAGGCAGGAGGCGUUUGAGAUUUUCAAGCGGGACUACGAACACAGCGUCACCGUCGAUGACCAGAAGGGUCUGCUCAAACAAAGAUACUCAGAGGCAAAACAGCUGGGAGAGAAAGUCAACUCCUCCAGGGUGCAGAUCAAUCAUGUAAAGAGUCUGAUCCAGCAGCACAGAAUGGCCAGGGCAGCCCAGGGUAUCAGCGAUGAUGUUGGGUUCUCGGAGGAGCCAGAUGAGGAGGAGCAGCACCUGAGGCAGCAGAUGGAGGACGAGAAGGCCAGCUACAAGGUGACGUUUAACCGCCUGCGGGUUCUGAAGACGGAGAUCGAGCACCUGCAGCACCUGCUGGAGAAGGCGCGGCUGCAGAUGCAGAAGGACUUCGAGCUCUGGUGGGCGGAGCAGACCGUCAACGCCCACGCUCCGAAACCCCCUCAGGAGCCUCCUGCGGCCUGGAAAACCCCUCCCAUCUCCCCCAUAAAGCAGCAGCCCUCCUCCCGAAAAAUGGCCGCCAACUUCUCCAUGCACCCGACACAGGACCCCGGACCGUCCCACUCGCACCAGGGGGGGAGCAGAAGGAGGCAUGGGUCCUUCACAGAUAAUCCCGCGGCAGACGGAGAUUCACUCAGGGCCUCACACAGUUACCAUGGCAACCUGGAUGCGGUGGGGCUUGGUCACCAUGGCGACAGGAGACUGUCGUCUCACAGCGACAGUAGCGGCUCACAUGGGCGGGUACCCAGACACAGGGAGGUGUUGGAGGACUCCAGGUCGGCCGCCCCUGCCAUUCCCCUCACAGGAGAUGCUCGAGCCGAUGCUGACAUCAUGGCCUUCUUCAAGGCACGGCAGAAAAUCCUACAGCAACAAGGGAAGAGAUGAUAAAGGAUAGAGUUUCAUCCUGGGUCUCCAGCCUAGGGAGGACAAGCAGAUGCUGCUAUGGUUUCCUCAUCCUGCUGACAGUGGUGCUCAAUGAUCAUGAUGAUCUGUCGUUAGUUGCUGAAGCUGAAACACUGCUGUCAGUGACUUUGGAAUUCUACCAUGUACUGGAAUUCUACAUCUACCACCCACAUUUUGCAGAAUUCUAAAAUCUGGUGGCAAACUCUAUGAAAUUUCCCCAGUCUUAGGUGAUACAUUUGGGUGAAUAGUCUUUUGACCAACAAACCUGCCUGCAAUGCCAUCAUCACUCACCGGUGAUGCUGAAGCUGCGUAAGAUUGCAAUUCUGGAACUGUUGUCAAAUUACAGUUCAGAUCCCAAUGCUUUUAAGGUCUAG